AUGAAUAUUUUUGUGAUAUUUCUCUCUAUAUUGAUCCUGGUAAUUCAAACAAGAUGCCAAUUUAUGGGAGGAUGUGGCUGUAGGUAUGUUGUUUAAAUUUCAGAAGUAUUCUCAAAUACUGAUGUUUUUCAGUAUGGGUGGAUGUGGUUGUGGUCAACCAACAAUAAUAGUUCAACAAACUCCUCAUUAUAUGGCAGCUCCUCCGCCAAUGAUUGCACCUCCUCCUCCGCCACCUCCCCCGCCUCCGCCUCCCCCACCAACUCAUUUCUAUAUGCCAAUGGCGCCUCCACCUCCUCCGGCUCCUGUUUAUGCGCAACCCCCUCCUCUUCCACCCCCUCCGGCUCCUGUUUAUGCGAUGCCUCCACCAGUUGCAGCUCCACCGCCUCCUCCACCAAUGUAUCUUCCACCAACACAUUAUCACGGUGUUAUGUAUGGAAAAAGAAGAAAGUAA
Molecule: messenger RNA, 451 nt
Organism: Caenorhabditis angaria
Lineage: Eukaryota; Metazoa; Nematoda; Chromadorea; Rhabditida; Rhabditidae
Source: the annotation of a GenBank genome assembly